This is a messenger RNA of Durusdinium trenchii, 1563 nucleotides long. NCBI's taxonomy places the organism in Eukaryota, Dinophyceae, Suessiales, Symbiodiniaceae. The record is from the annotation of a GenBank genome assembly.
AUGGAAAUUCCUUUGGAUCGGAGGAAGUAUCACCACCAGCCUGCUGUGGACAAUGCUGCGCUGCUCUGGUGGUUCUUGCGGGACCGACGCCUCGAUGUGAAUGAGGCAACUGAAAAAUUGGUGAAAUGCCUUCGGUGGCGUCAAAAGUUCCGUGUUGAGUAUUUGGGUCCGGACAUGUUUAUGAAAGAGCUUCGCGCUGGGAAGGGCUAUGUCCACGAGCACCGGGAUUUGGCCGGGCGGCCCGUGAUGGUGGCCAUUGCCCGGAGGCACAGCAUUUUCGAACGUGACCUGCUUGAAAGCUCUCGCAUGUGCACCUGGAUGUUGGAAACCGCCUUGAAACGCCUCAGCAUGGCUGAGCCACCAAAGAAGCCAGCCCAAGAACCAGAAGGCCCGCCGGAGCAAGCGUUGGGCAUCUUUGACUUGAGGGGAUUUUCACCCUUGCAAGCCGAUUUGGAAGUGGCCGGCUUUUUGAUUGAAGCACUGUACAACUACUACCCUGGUCGCACUGGCAAAGUGCUUUUGGUGGGUGCGCCCGAAUUGUUCAAGGCAUUUUGGGACAACAUCAAACCACUCCUCGGGAAGUAUUCGAAGUUGGCUGACUUUGUGACAGUGGAUGAGUUGCGGGAGAAUUAUUUCAAGCCAGGUCUAGAGCCUCCAGAGUUUCGAAAAGAUAGCUCUGGCGUGCCCGCGCUGGCAGUGAAAACCUGCGUGGGUAGCGCGGCUUUAGCAUCCUUGGCUUUUGCCGGUGCGACUGCAUGGUCAGCUCGAAAACGAGGUCGCACAGCUCGCGGGGCGUCACUGGUAGGAGUGGGAAGCUCUCAGAUCUCAAUAGUAGAUGCUGGGGCAGUGGACCAGCUUAGUGCUGAGGAAGCUGUCAGACAGUUGCAGAAGCAGAUUCCAAGAAGCUUGAAGUGGAGGGGUCGCCCGGCUUGCGAAAAUCGUGCUUUACUCUGGUGGUUCUUGAGGGAUCGCAAGCUGGAUGUGGGCGAAGCCGCAGAGAAGCUGCUGAAGUGUUUGAAAUGGAGGCAGGACUUCAGUGUGGAAAAGUUGGGUCCAGAGCUUUUCAUGAAAGAAAUGCGCUCAAGAAAGGCAUACCUUCACACACACCAUGACAUUGCUGGGCGUCCAGUGCUGGUGGUGGUUGCCAACCGACAUAAUGUGCUGGAACGGCGCUUUAAAGAGAGCUGCUGUAUGUGUGCAUGGUACAUGGAGCGGGUCCUUGACAAGCUCCGCACCUUAGAGCCUUCUGGAGCUCCGGAGGAGCAGAUGGAGAUAGAGCAAGCCAUUGCUGUUAUAGAUCUCAACGGCUUCUCCCCGCUACAAGCAGAUUUAGAGUUUGUUUGCUUCAUGGUCGAUGUCAUCCACAACUACUAUCCUCGACGCUUUGCGCGGAUUCUUCUAGUGGAUGCCCCGCAGAUGUUCGAGUCUUUCUGGAGAUCGGUUUGUCCAAUGUUGCAUCAUUACCAGGACCUCGCGGAGUUCACCACCGCCUCGGAGGUUUGCCGCCGUUACUUUGCUCCGCAGCAGGCGCCGCCGGAGCUGAUGCGCUCCUUCCGGCACUGA